AUGAGUCUUCGCUGGCUGCUUCUCGCCGGCCUUGUCGGACUGUGCCGCGGCUUUGCGGCUGUCGGUCGGCCUGACGACGGCUGCGAAGACGCGGACGACACCACAGUCAUGCAGGCCGCUCGAGGGAUGGGGCUCGGCGACGUCAUGAGCUGCAGCGACGUUGCGAUCCAAGGCCUCUGCAGCCACCCGCAGGCAAAGGAGGGUACCUGCGACCCCAACCCGAAUCCGACUGGCACGGUGACAAAGGUGUGCCCGCUUGGCAGCCUGGAGCUCGCGCCGAGCGGAGACAUCUCGGAUGCGAGGCCGACGCUCUACAACGGCAACCUAGCCUGUGUGGCCCCGAAAGAUGGCACGCAGUGCGACUUCCGCGGCCAAGACGGCACGCCGGACUACACCCCGUGCUCCGUGUCGUACACGUGCUCCAACAAGAGCGUUCACGGCGAGGACAAGUAUCACCACCGGCCCCUCCAAGACUGCCCGCGAGGCACGUGGAGCUGCGUUGCGUACAACGGCGAGGACGCCGACGGCCUGGAUGGGGUCCUCAAACACAGCACCGUUGGCUCAGAUCCUGGCAAACACAGCCCCGUUGGCUCAGAUCCGGGCAAAAAACAGCACGCCGUGCCUUGCUGGUUUCCAUCGCUCUCGCCUCUUGGCCUCGAGCUGCAGGGGAAUAAAACCAAGCCGGCCGCCCAAGCCGAUCUCCUCGAGCAGUGCAAGCACCCGCCCUUCGUCUUUGCUUACGACGACCCUGGCCCAGUGUCGCGCACGCCAGAAAAGCCAGGCGUGCUGCCGUCGACUCCGACAACCUUCAGCUGCCUCAAGAUCGCCGGCGACAACGAGACGGAUAUCGCGCCGCCAGAGUACUCGACCUUUCCCCAGACGGAGAUUGCGACGCCGUGCGACCCAGCGGGCGGCAACACCUCCCUCGGCUUCUGCGACGACGACAACGACUGCCAGGCACAGUGUGACAACGACGACAACUGCCUCGGCUACUCGGUCCAGAUAAGAGGUGGCAGUGGCAGCGGCGGCGGAUACACCCCAUUCCAGGAAUCCUUUACGCUCAAGAAGUACCUCGGUCCCGCGUGCGUGGAGCACAAUUCUUACGCACACAUCCGCGCCAAGCCGGCAGCUGUCAAGCCAAAGCGCCGCUUUUUGAUCGACCAGACGCUCGGCACACUGGAGGAGUGGAAUCGCCAGUGCGGAGAGACGUUCUGGUCUCAAGGCACGUACGACUGGAUGGCCCUCGAGGCCGGCAAGCCGGGCCGCCGCACGCUCUUUGCGCCGUUCAUGGACGACCCGAUGCCGACGUCAGCAGAGUCCCGCAUCGGCACCGCCUUGCUGCAAGCCCAGUCUGACCACUCGAAGAAUAUCGCUACUCUGACUGGCGGAUCAACUAUGGAGCGCAACUCGGGCUUCAUACCGUCCUUCUCCUACGAGUUCUACGUCACGGAUAUGGGAAAUUACGUCGAAGCCCUCACGAACCUCCAGACGGAGCUCGAGAAGGAGGUCGAGGAGGAGAAGGCACUACAGAAUUACAUCGCGAAACUCAGGAUUGAGCAGGCGAAGCUGAGUGGCAAGGAGAGUGUCGCCGCAAAGACGCAAGAGAUGACGAUGAAGACGAUCGCCACGGCGAUCACUGGGAUGAACGCCGGGAUGGAGGGCAUCUCCAACAUGGGGCGUCAGAUGAACGAAACCACGUUGAAGAUGAAGUCGGAUAUCGACGCGUGGAUUCAAGAGCAGCAGACGAAGGCCUGGUUGGAUUUUGCUUUCGUCGUGGGGGAUUUUGCUCUCUCGGUGGCGGCACCAAUGUUUGCGGCUGCCAGUGAGGGCGCCAAGGUCGAGGCGCUGUUCCCGUGGGGAAAGAAGGCAGACAGGCACGAAAAAGAUGUAGGCAAGUUUCGAGCCCCCAGUUGCAUCGAUGCACUUGACGACGAGUCACGGGCAAUCUUGGCUAAGGUCUGGAAGGGCAAGGAAACUUGGCGCAAAGGCUUCUCUGAAUUGAUCAAGGGCGUCGAUAGCUUCAUGAAGGGCGUCGUUGGCAUCACCGAGGCGGUUAAGGCGGUGUCCACGGCCGACGGGCUGAGCAGUGACGUUCGGGACGCCGCCGGAGCGUCCGUCGCGGCAAUGGAAGAACAGUUCGGCUGGACAGUGACAUAG
This is a messenger RNA of Emiliania huxleyi CCMP1516, 2157 nucleotides long. RefSeq lists its product as hypothetical. The record is from RefSeq and is a predicted model, not a curated record. Bases 1 to 2157 code for a protein of 718 amino acids. NCBI's taxonomy places the organism in Eukaryota, Haptophyta, Isochrysidales, Noelaerhabdaceae. The transcript is spliced from 4 exons.